Hyphopichia burtonii NRRL Y-1933 is the source of this 1005-nucleotide messenger RNA. RefSeq names its product SAM complex subunit (gene SAM35). Lineage: Eukaryota; Fungi; Ascomycota; Pichiomycetes; Serinales; Debaryomycetaceae. The transcript has a single exon. Bases 1 to 1005 code for a protein of 334 amino acids. The record is from RefSeq and is a predicted model, not a curated record.
AUGGUUCAAGUGCCUAGCUUAUUGAGGUCAGUGUUUGAGACCUUCCCAUUGAAAACCUACCCACCAAUACCAAAUACAACUGCGGGCAGCAAGCAGGCAAUUGAAAGUAAUAGGCUAUACUUCGAGUCUGCCUCAAAAUCCAAUUCCAAUGACUCCUUCAUUCUUGGAGUUCCAAAUGUUCUAGCUUUAGAUAAUGACAAAUAUAUACCCACAGAUCCUAUAUCGUUGGCUCAGUGCUUGAUUUUAUGUUAUAAGCAUAAACUCAAACUUCCAUCCAAUUCUUCAAGUAAUAAAUGCCCUCAUUCUUUACUCAAAAUGUCUCACCAUGCCUCUGAAGAUGGUCAGCUUCCAAUACUUAUAGAAAACGGCGAAGACUCCUCUCGAACUAUAAGAUCAUGCAAAAGCUUUACCGAGACAAUCAAUGACAAAUAUUUUAAAGAAGACAUCCAAGCGUUUUUCAUCAAUAAUUUGAUAGACCAUGAUUUGAAUGACCUAUGGAUCUUAUCCUUGUUAGUGGAAAUCUCAAGAGGUAACUUAGAGGUCGUAGAUCAAAUUUUCAAGAUUGACGAGGCAUUGUAUGAAAAUGAACACAUUAAGUUUGCAACCUCAGUAUCCUUGUUAAAGGAAAUACCUAAUUGGAAUUCUUUCAGAAUUAGACAUGCAUCUUUGUUCGACACCAAAAAGUCAAGUAGCAUUAACUAUCCUUUACGUUAUGUAAGAGAAAAUGCUUUGGAAUUUCAAAUUAUAGAUAACUCCAAGGCAAUUAACUCAUACUAUGAGGAUCAAUUAUCGAAAUUAAAUACUACAUUGGAAUUGUUGGUUGAUUACAUUACCCCCGAAAACACUCAACUACCUAAGAAAAUUAUCGAAUUGAAAGUCAUUGCUUUUGUUAUAUGUAUUGAUAAGGUAUUGGGUAAGGAUACUCAAAUUUAUAAAGUACUUACUCAAAAAAAAUUCGAAGGUAUCAUUGAUCAUUCUUACAAUGUUAUUAGUAAAGACUUUUAG